Eremothecium gossypii ATCC 10895 is the source of this 2103-nucleotide messenger RNA. RefSeq names its product tRNA (cytosine-C5-)-methyltransferase (gene NCL1). Gene Ontology annotation, cellular component: cytoplasm; nucleus. Lineage: Eukaryota; Fungi; Ascomycota; Saccharomycetes; Saccharomycetales; Saccharomycetaceae. The transcript has a single exon. The record is from RefSeq and is marked provisional. Bases 1 to 2103 code for a protein of 700 amino acids. Gene Ontology annotation, biological process: tRNA methylation. Gene Ontology annotation, molecular function: tRNA binding; tRNA (cytidine-N5)-methyltransferase activity.
AUGGCAAGAAAGAAGCAUAGCCGUGGCAAGGGUGCCAAAAAGACGUUUGGUGCGCGCAAUGACAGCAAUGCGCAGAAGGACUGGACAGAGCUGGUGAAGGAGAACGAGAAGUGGGAAAACUACUACAAGCAGCUAGGCGUUGUGCCAGAGGCGGAAUGGGAGGACUUUAAGAAGACAUGCCAGACGCAGCUUCCACUGACAUUCCGCAUCACGGGCUCGCGGAAACAUGCACAGGAGGUGCUCGAGCUUUUCGAGAACGAGCAUUUGCCCAAACUGACUAAUGUCGUGUGGGACGGUGAGAAGGUGGAGGCGCCCAAGGCGCUUCCAUGGUAUGGCGACAACAUGGCAUGGCAAUUAGAUGUAUCGAAGAGUGUAAUUCGGAAGAAUGAAGAAUUUUCUAAGAUGCAGAGAUUUCUAGUCGUCGAGAAUGCUGUUGGUAACAUUUCGCGCCAGGAGGCCGUGUCUAUGAUCCCUCCGAUUGUUUUGGGUGUAGAACCACACCAUUCGGUGCUGGACAUGUGCGCUGCUCCGGGCUCCAAAACAGCCCAGCUAGUUGAGGCGCUGCACGCCAAUGGGCCUGAGCCAUCUGGGUUUGUUGUUGCGAAUGACGCCGAUUACAGAAGAUCGCAUAUGCUGGUCCACCAGCUGAAGAGACUGAACUCUGCGAACCUGAUUGUUGUUAACCACGACGCACAGUUCUUCCCACGCAUAAAAACCGCUGAGGGGUCGAAAGAUUUCUUGAAGUUUGACAGGGUCCUAUGUGACGUUCCAUGUUCUGGAGACGGAACAAUGAGAAAAAACAUCAACGUUUGGAAGGACUGGGGCACCGGUUCCGGUCUUGGCCUACACACUGUUCAAUUGAACAUUUUAAACAGGGGUCUAACUCUACUGAAGAAUGGCGGUCGUCUAGUGUACUCUACGUGUUCUCUAAACCCUAUUGAGAAUGAAGCAGUUGUUGCUGCGGCCUUGAGGAAAUGGGGUGCGAAGAUCAAGUUGGUCAACUGCGAUGACCAGCUUCUAGGCCUUGUUCGCUCCACUGGUAUCAGCUCCUGGCCGGUUCUUGAUAAGAAUUACGAGGAGAAAAACAAGGGUGACGAUGGAACCAUUGCAACAUGGUUCCCACCUUCAGAAGAGGAAGCGAAGGAAUUCAACUUGGAAAACUGUAUUAGAGUGUACCCUCACCAGCAGAACACUGGUGGAUUCUUCAUUUCCGUUUUCGAGAAAAUCAACACCGAACCGGUUGAAACUGCACAAGAUGAGAAAUCGGAAGAGCCUGAGCAAAAGAAGCAGAAACAUGAGCCUGCGCCAAAGAAAGAAAGGCUACCACGUGAUGCGAAUGAAGAGCCAUUCGUUUUUGUUAGUCCUACACACCCGGAAUUGGCCAACUGUUGGUCUUUCUACGGUGUUGACGAUGCUUUUGAUCGAAAUACCUGUCUGGUCCGCAAUGCUGCCGGAGAACCAACUAGAGUGAUCUACCAUGUUGCGACGCCAUUAAAGUAUUUGAUAGAGGCUAACGAAGAUAGAUUGAAGAUUGUGUACUCCGGUAUCAAGCUGUUCGUGUCUCAAAGAAGUGACGUUGGGUGUUCAUGGAGAAUUCAAAGUGAGGCUUUACCUAUCAUGCAACAUCAUAUGAACGAUGCGCGCGUUGUUGACACCAAUUUGGAAAUGUUGAAGAAGCUAUUAUUAGAGGCAUUCCCUCGUUUUGAAGACAUGCAGGAAGCUCAUAUCGAUGAUGAUUUUAUCGCAAAGAUGAGCUCUCUGUCGUCUGGGUGCGCGUUCAUUAGGGUGACCCGUGGCCAAGAUAAGGAAGGGCUGUUCCUCCCUCUCUGGAAUGGCAAUAAGUGUGUGAAUCUAAUGGUAUGCAAAGAGGAUACACAUGAGUUGUUGUACCGUGUCUUUGGUAUCGAAACCACGAGCAAGCAAAACCCUAAAGCAGAGGCGCAGGCAAAGGCGCAGGAAGAGAAGGCAGCUGCCCUAGCUGACAAAGACUCUCCACAAGAGUCAGCUGAGGAUGUGCAGGUAGACGUAUCCGAAUCAGCAGCUGAGAAAGAAACUCCACUUACCGCAGUUCAUACCGAGGCUGAUGCUUCUGAGCAAGUUUGA